AAAAUCUCCUGGCUCUUCCUUUUCUUGCUCUGUUGCGCAGUAGUUAACAUGCUUCCUAAUUGUCAAGUGUGUUUUAUUUAUACGAUAAAGCAAAACGAAUUCAUUUACAAUAAAAGAAGAAAUGCUUUGCGUUAAUAGAUUGCUGUUGCGGACGCCAUGUUCCAGCCCCCGCAACAUGUGUACCGUUACAUCGGCAGAGCUCAAUUACAUGAUCAACACUUACAUGCAAGACGACAACAUAAGUCAUGCCCGCAAACUGUUUGAUGAAAACCCCUCGUCCCGCAACCUCGUUUCCUGGAACAUGAUGAUGUAUGCCUACGCCAAACAUCAUCAAAUUCAACAUGCCCACGACCUGUUCGAUCAAAUGCCCCUUAAAGACGUAGUUUCCUGGAAUACCAUGCUCUCUGGUUUUCACAGAACCUCGAACUCUGAUGGGUUGUACCACUGUUUCUUGCAAAUGGGAAGAGCUGGUGUGCCCCCUGAUGACUAUACCAUUUCCACAUUCCUCAGAGCAGUUAUAAGUACUGAGUUGGAUGUUUUGAUCCCCCAGGUUCAUGCUCGAGCACUGCAUUUGGGACUUAACUUAAGUGUGUUUGUUGGGUCUUCGUUGAUCAAAGCUUAUGCGAGUUUAAGAGAGGAGGAGGUUUUUAAGCGAGUGUUUGAUGAUAUAUUGGCAAAAAAUGUCACAUCUUGGAACGCUUUGGUUUCUGGUUAUAUGGAAGUGGGAAGUAUGGGUGAUGCACAAACAACCUUUGAUAUGAUGCCACAGAGAAACAUAAUUUCAUGGACUACUUUGGUUAAUGGUUAUAUCAGGAACAAUAGGAUAAACAAAGCAAGGUCUGUUUUUGACAAAAUGAGUGAGAGGAAUGUGGUGUCUUGGACAGUAAUGAUUAGUGGGUAUGUGAAAAGUAAGAGAUUUAUGGAUGCUUUGAAGCUUUUUGUUCUGAUGUUCAAGUCGGGAACUCGUCCCAAUCAUUUCACCUUUUCAAGUUUGUUGGACGCAUGUGCUGGUUGUUCCUCUCUUUUAACGGGAAUGCAGUUGCACCUCUGUGUUAUCAAGUCUGGCAUGGCGGAGAAUGUCAUCUCAUUGACCUCGCUUGUGGAUAUGUAUGCAAAAUGUGGGGAUACGGAUGCUGCAUUUCGUGUUUUUGAGUCCAUUCUGAAUAAGAAUCUGGUGUCUUGGAAUUCAAUAAUUGGCGGGUAUGCCAGACAUGGGCUAGCUACCCGAGCACUAGAGGAGUUUGAUAGGAUGAAAAAAGCUGGUUUUACACCAGAUGAAGUCACUUUUUUAAAUGUGUUGUCAGCAUGUGUGCAUGCAGGUCUUGUUGAAGAAGGUGAAAAGCACUUCACUUCUAUGCUGACCGAGUAUGGAAUCCAGACAGAGAUGGAGCACUAUACUUGCAUGGUGGACCUGUAUGGAAAAGCAGGGCAAUUUGAUAAAGCAGAAAAUUUGAUCAAGAAUUUGCCAUUUGAGCCUGACGUGGUGUUGUGGGGUGCGUUGCUUGCAGCUUGUGGCCUGCAUUCAAAUUUACAACUUGGAGAGUAUGCUGCAGAGAGAAUCCGCAAACUGGAGAGCAAUAAUCCUAUUUCUUACUCCAUGCUUUCAAAAAUCCAAGGCGAGAAAGGAAUAUGGAGCAGUGUAAUUGAAUUGAGGAAUAUGAUGGAGGAGAGAAAAGUCAAAAAGCAGAAGGCAAUUAGCUGGGUCGAGUAAGCUCUAUCUGUAAACUCGACCGAGUGAUAAAGAUUACGUGCAUUGUGCAUAGUGCAAUUUAAUAGAAAAUGUGUUGCCCAGAAGAAAAAUCCUCACUCCUCAUUCUUUUGUGGCUCUUUCUACCCAAAUGAAUUCCCACGGUAUAUUAGAGCCCAAGGGACGUGGGAGUCUCUAACAUCCUCGAGCCAGUGGCAAGGGAAAAUGCCAGAUGAACUGUCAAUCACUCAUAUCCCUUGGCUUCUGGUGAAUCAAAUGCCCAUUUUAUUGAAGAUUUAUGAAGUAUGUACUGUUGUUAAAACGAGCUGGGUUAAAAUGUUCGAGUGAGCUUUUUCCAACUCUAGAAUUUUCAAAUGCAAAGUUACAAUUGGAGGGCAAUAAAAGCAUUGGCAGUGCUUUGUGGUGGUAUGGUUAGUCAUGGUUACUCUAAAAUAUUGAAAAUCCUAAGAGAUACGAGGGAAAGAACAUCAUUGGAUUGCAAAUAUGAUGUAGACAUUGUAUGCUGGUAUUUAGCUUUUGUUAAUUUCUUGUAUUUUAUGGGUAAUGAACAUCAGUUAGCUUAGGUUAUAUGUUUAUUUGCAUAGUUCGAAAACAGGAAGGAUGUAAUUUGGAGAAGAAUAAAAAGGUAGAAUGAAUACCGUAUAUUAAUAUUCA
Molecule: messenger RNA, 2362 nt
Organism: Cajanus cajan (pigeon pea)
Lineage: Eukaryota; Viridiplantae; Streptophyta; Magnoliopsida; Fabales; Fabaceae
Product: pentatricopeptide repeat-containing protein At2g21090
Biological process (GO): RNA modification
Molecular function (GO): RNA binding; protein binding
Source: RefSeq, a predicted model, not a curated record